GCCGCCAUUCUCACAAAUAGAAAAGAAUAUCAUUUUUGUCAUUUAAAACCCCAGAGCUUUGAUCGGCGAUCCCAGUUUCUUGAGGCAGGUGGUUCGGUCCUGUUUUAUCUAAUUAUGCACAUUUUCAGAUGCCGAAACAUCUUUCUACUCAAGAAUUCGUUGAUUCCAGCUUUCUUACCUGCAAAGCAAUCAGCAACUGCUGCUACAACCCAUGUCGGUUUAUUUCAUUCCACGCCUUUUACCUGUGAAAAUCUGAAGAGAAAAUGGAAUUCUGAUAAAAGAAGCACUCAACAGCCAACUAAGAGUGAAGAAAGAUAUGCAGUACGUCAAAAGCGUGCCGAAACAAAGAGAGCUUUGAAAGACUUUGUUUUGAGUGGUCGUUUCUCACGUAUUUCAUGUCAGGAUGAAGGUCCAAUAAGGAAAUUUGAUGCAAAAGAAGGCCAGGAUUCAGAUGUCUCUGUUAAGAAGAAUCGGUCGAGGUUUUCUGGACGACAUGCUGCAAAAUCUAACCGUAGAAAAAGUAAACGAAGGUUUAGAAGACAGAGUUUCUCGGAGGACUUUGAUAAUCCCGAGACAAUUUUUGAAGCUGCAUUUGGGAACAAGUGGUAUACUUGGUCUUUUAGGGCUGAUUUUACUUUCCGAAAUUCGGAGUUUGGAUUUGAGUGGAGAGAAAAAUGGGACAGGACUAAUCAAAGAACAGAAGAGCAGGAGAUUCCUAGUGAAAGUGAGUCUGAGGAUGAGUCAUAUGCUGUAGGAUCAUGUUCUGAUAGAGUGAUCCUUGGGCUACCUCUAACUUGCCGCUUAAAGCUAGAAGAUGUUAAAAAGGCCUUCCGCUUAUCAGCUUUAAAGUGGCAUCCUGAUAAACAUCAAGGCCCUUCGCAGGCAAUGGCUGAAGAGAAAUUUAAAACAUGUGCUGCUGCAUACAAAUCAUUAUGUCAUGCUUUAGCCUGAGAUUACUGGUGUUCCUUAAAAUUUAAGCUCCAAGUGGAAUAUAGCUACAACAAUUAUGGAUUAUUUUAUUU
Messenger RNA from Hibiscus syriacus, 1022 nucleotides. RefSeq lists its product as uncharacterized. The coding region runs from base 115 to 951 and encodes 278 amino acids. The record is from RefSeq and is a predicted model, not a curated record. The transcript has 7 exons. Lineage: Eukaryota; Viridiplantae; Streptophyta; Magnoliopsida; Malvales; Malvaceae.